This is a messenger RNA of Fopius arisanus, 1513 nucleotides long. RefSeq names its product tektin-2. Gene Ontology annotation, cellular component: nucleus; microtubule cytoskeleton. Gene Ontology annotation, biological process: cilium assembly; cilium movement involved in cell motility. The transcript has 3 exons. The record is from RefSeq and is a predicted model, not a curated record. The coding region runs from base 128 to 1417 and encodes 429 amino acids. Lineage: Eukaryota; Metazoa; Arthropoda; Insecta; Hymenoptera; Braconidae.
AGAAAUUUUGCUGAAUUGUUACCCAGGCAACGCAAAUGUGUUUGCGGCCGAAGUAAUGUUGAAUUAAUCUCUAGAUUUUUUCUGCGGCGAUAUUGAAGAUUUUUUAACGGUAUCGCGUGAUUAAAUUAUGGCGAAAUCCGUGACGAUAUACGAAAAACCAACCCCUCACUUGGGAUUACCAGAUUGGUAUGGAAAGCAGUGGCAAUUGCAGCAAUCAGCGAAGAAUCAAAUUUCCGAUUCAUUUUCACUCCGCAAUACAGCAAGAACUCUUCGAAACGAAACGAAAAUUCGUACAGAAUGGGACACUCGAAUGAACGACGCACGAUUGGAUGACCGAGUCAAGGAGCUGAAGAGAUGGCAGGAGAUUUUCCAAAAAUUGGCCUCCAACCUGUCCACAGAAAUGAAACAAUUAAGGGAUGAACAAUCUGAGAGUGAGAAUGAUCUAGAUAAUAUAGAAUUACCUUUACAAGUCGUGGCUCAAUGCAUUUCCAUGAGAGAUUGCAGGAGAGGAACUGAAUUGACUUAUGAUGAAGCUGAUACUGAACUCAAGAAAGAAUUGACUGUUGUUGAGGCUGUGAAAAAAGCUCUCUCUGAGAAAAUCCAUGCUGCUUGGGUAAAGCUCAAUAAAUUGGAGGAAGUGAAUUUUCAGUUGAAUUUAGAUCUCAACGAUAAAACUGAAACUCUUGCUAUUGAUGGCGAUAACUUGAUUCUAAAUAGAAACUCCGGGGGAAUCAGCUAUAAACCAAAUGCUCUCCGGAUACCCAAGAACUCAAACACGUACGAAACAUGGCAGGAGCGUUGCCGCUACAUAAGAAGUCUUGUUGAGAAUGAAUUGAAAGACACUCUGAGCUUCCGAGAGGCUCUGAAUGUAAUGCGUAAACGUGCGAAAAUUGACACUGAAGCACAACAGGACGCCACUGAUUAUGCCUUACGAAAGCGAAUAUAUCAAACACAAAAAGCAAGAAAUGAAAUGGAGUGGCAAAAGAGGAAGAUGCAGGAGGAAAUGGAAUCAUUGAUGAAUGAAUUGACUAGACUUGAAGAGGCACUUAAAAACAAAGUUGAUGCUGUUAAAUGCGCUGAGACUAGACUGGAAAAUCGCAUCUACAGACCUGGUUAUGAAUUAUGCAGGGAUGAGCCACAAUUUGGCUUGACUGACGAAGUUAUUCAGCUCAGAAAGACCAAAUCCGAGCUCAUCACCAAAAUCGAUUGCACUAAAGCAACAUUCAAUGGCCUUGAAUCCUUGCUAAUCCAAAUUGACCGUAACCUCGACGACAAACAGCAUUCAUUGAUGACAGAUAUAAUGUGCCUGGACAUGCGAGCAACCUUGAAAACUGGAGAUCGAGCUCCUCUGAUCAAUGAGACCGAGCGAAACAUUAAGUUAACACAACUAGAAAAUGAAAUACCUCUCGAGCUGUAAUUUCCUCAGCCACACAGAAUAAUCUGCACUCAUUUUUAAUCGACUCACUUCAAUUGAUCAGCAUCGACAUUUGGAAUAUAAAUUUACUGUAACGAU